ACAAGUAAGGUUUUUCAUUUAUGUUGGCACUCCUCUUUCAUCCCUUUUUCUUUCUCCAUCAGGUGAUGAGCAGGACACCUGGAAUUCUGUGGACUCCAUCGUUUUUUCAGUUAAGAAAAACAAACAAAUGUAAAGCACCAAAAAUAAUAAUAAUUCUACACCCUUAAAAGAGGAAAAGAGAAGAGAAGCCAGGAAAAAAGAGAUAAAGAAAACUCCAGCUUCUCCUAAUAUUGAGAUGGAUGCACAUCUGAUCACCUGAAAAAAUCAACAGGGAAAAGGAAGGAGAAAAGGUUCCCUGGCCAGAGAAAACAUUCAAAGGAUUUUCAGAUGACAGUAGACUUGACAAAAUCCACCGAGAGGAGUAAUGAAGUGAAAGCAUAGAAAAAGGAAAGUGCAUCAUGAUGAACAGUGAUUGUACUUCAUGUGAAAAACCCCUGAGAAGUGAGAAACAAUACAAAUGGCAACAUCAAAGACUUCACAGUGGGGAGAAACCAUAUAAAUGCAUGGAAUGUGGAAAGAGUUUCAGGCAGAAAAAUGGCCUGAGCUCACAUCAAAGAACUCACUCUGGAGAGAAGCCCUAUAAAUGCAUGGAAUGUGGGAAAUCUUUCAGUCAUGGCAGUAGCCUCUGUUACCAUCAAAGAACUCACAAGGGAGAGAAACCAUAUGAAUGCAAGGAAUGUGGAAAGAGCUUCAGUCAGAGCAGUCACCUGAACAGACAUCAAAGAACUCACACUGAGGAGAAACCAUAUGAAUGCAUGGAAUGUGGAAAGAGCUUCAGACAGAAGAGUGGGCUGAGCUCACAUCAGCGAACUCACACUGGGGAGAAACCAUAUGAAUGCAUUGAAUGUGGAAAGAACUUCAGCCGGAGCAAUAGUCUGCAUUCACAUCAACGAACUCACACUGGGGAGAAAUCAUAUAAAUGCAUGGAAUGUGGAAAGAGCUUCAGUCAGAGGAGUAGCCUGCGUUCACAUCAAAGAACUCACACUGGGGAGAAACCAUAUGAAUGCAUGGAAUGUGGGAAGAGCUUCAGCUGUAGCAGUGCCCUGAGUAAACAUCAGAGAACUCACAGUGGGGAGAAACCAUAUAAAUGUAUGGAAUGUGGGAAGAGUUUCAGUCUUAAGAAUAGCCUUAGUUCACAUCAGAGAACUCAUACACGGGAAAAACCAUAUAAAUGCAUGGAAUGUGGGAAGUCCUUCAGUCAUGGCAAUAGCCUCUCUUUCCAUCAGAGAACUCACAAGGGUGAGAAACUAUAUAAAUGCAUGGAAUGUGGAAAGAGCUUCAGCUGUAGCGGUGCCCUGAGUAAACAUCAGAGAACUCACACGGGAGAGAAGCCAUAUAAAUGCAUGGAAUGUGGGAAGAGCUUCAGUUUUAAGAAUAGCGUCAGUUUACAUCAGAGAACUCAUACACAGGAAAAACCAUAUAAAUGCAUGGAAUGUGGGAAGAGCUUCAGUUUUAACAGUAACCUGCGUUCACGUCAAGGAACUCACACUGGGGAGAAACCAUAUGAAUGUAUGCAAUGUGGAAAGAGUUUUAAUCAGAGCAGUCACUUGCGUUCACAUCAAAGAACUCACACUGGGGAGAAACCAUAUGAAUGUAUGCAAUGUGGAAAGAGUUUUAAUCAGAGCAGUCACUUGCGUAAACAUUGGAGAACUCACACUGGGGAGAAGCUAUGAGAAUGCAUGGAACGUGGAAAGAGCUUCACUAACCUGCUUUCACAUGAACGAACACACACCGGAGAAGCCAUAUAAAUGCAUGGAAUGUGAGAAGAGUUUCAGUCUAAACAAGAACCUUAGUUUACAACAAAUAACUCAUACACGUUAGAAACUAUAUAAAUGCUUGGAAUGUGGAAAGAUCUUCAGUCAGAGCAGUAAUCUGAGUUCACAUCAGUAAACUCAAAAUGGGGAGAAAACACAUGAAUGCAUGUGAUGUGGGAAGUGCUUCAGUUAAAACCAUAGAGUUAAUUCACGUCAGAGAAGUCACACUGGGGAGAAACAGAGAAUGUGGAGAGAUGCUAUGAUAGCCGUUACCUCCAUUUGCAUCAAAUUACUCUCUCUGAUGAGAAACUAUCUAAAUGUAUGGAAUGUCAAAAAUAUCAUUUUUUAAAUUAGUCUAUUAAUCAAGAAAUGUAUUUAGAAUAGGCAGAUGGGACUUCUAUUUUAUCCUGGAAUGCUGAGUUUCGUCUUCUGAGUAAAAAGAUAAACUCUGUCAAUAGUUAGGAAAUUAACCACAGAAAUUAACAACGCUGUUGAAAAAAGUAACCAGAAAUCAACCACACACAAAAAAACUGCACAAUUACAAUUUGUAGUGACUUAGAUUAGAAAGGCCAGUGUUGGAACUGAUAAUGGGUGAAUGAAAGGAUGCCUUCAAUGAACACCAGGCUUGACCAGAGUCGAAAGGUUAUGAGUGACAGAGUGUGACAGAGUGUGUGUGGGUUCCAGAAACACACACCCCUCGAACCUGAGAACCAGCUUUCCUACUCAGUUAUGGAUUCUAGAACUUUGCUGACCCAGGAACAGGUGGAAUGGUCAUGGCAGCAGUUCGACGAGUGCAAGGAGAUUUUAAUUCAUGGGAAAGUUAUGCGUAUAUUUGCAGAGACAUGGCAGCCGAUCUUAGCUCUAUAAGCUCAGCCUGUCAAGGUAAAAUGGACACCAGAAUGCCAAGGUGCUUUUGAAGCUUUGAAGGCCAAAAUGUAUUUUGAAGUCACCUGAUUUUGACAAAACCUUUUAUUUUGCAAACGGAUUCUUCUGAUUUUUGACUAGGAACAGCAUUGUUGCAGGAAGGGGAUGAUGGCAUUUGUAGUCCAAUUUCAUUUUUCUCCAAGAAACUUCUAGAACAUGAAAGAAAUUAUUCUGUUCCAGAAGAGACACUUCAAUAAUUUGGUCACUUCAGCAUCUACGCCCAUAUCUUUGGGGUCACAGAUUCAUUCUGCAGACACACUAUAGAGCAGUGAUCCCCAACCUUGGGCCUCCAGAUGUUCUUGGACUACAACACCCAGAAGC
Molecule: messenger RNA, 2999 nt
Organism: Pogona vitticeps (central bearded dragon)
Lineage: Eukaryota; Metazoa; Chordata; Lepidosauria; Squamata; Agamidae
Source: RefSeq, a predicted model, not a curated record